AUGCAUCACUAUCCUGAAACCUUCUUUCACACCUAUCAUUAUGAUCAAGCAGUCUAUCAGCUGCCUGCUGUCGAACAUCUCGCAAACCAGUGUGAAAUACAGCCAACAAUGGAAAUUCGCAAUCAUGAUCCUCUCGCAGCAUGUGAUUCUCAUGUAUGUAGCGGGUACACGCCAGUAUAUACACACAAUAAUGGAGCUGUUCUGGGCGCUGCUAUCUUGCAGGGAAACACAUGGCAGUCUGGAACCUAUGCUAUGUCUCUCGGAAACGGGCUCGAAAGCUUCGGUACAAAGAAAACAGGAAAGCUUUCCCGCAAGAUGCGUUUGACACCUUCCCAGAGGGCAGCAAUCGUUGAAUUGGACUCAGUGCGUGAUCCGCGACAAAGGAUGACUCAAGCACAGAUUGCAAGGCUCUUUGGAACCAGCAGAUCUGCCAUUUCGAAAAUUUUGCGACCAAGCAGCGUUGAGAAGAUAAGAAAGAAUUAUGCAGCACAUUUCAACAACAAAAAUGUUGAAUUUAUCCGAUCGGAUACAGAAUGCACAGAAGCAAGGUCUGACUUGGAUUCGAGUUACGGCGGAGAGCACGGGUUUUGGGGAAUUGAGGAAUCAAGUCCAAGCAAUGGAAGAUGCAUGGUUGAGUUCCUUGUUUCUACUUCAAACGAUCAAUCCUGCAGAGUCAUUCCAUUGUGGCUUGACACUAACUGGCUUGGUGAACCGUUUCAAGGGUAUCGAAAGCUUGUUGAAGCGGUGAUCAAAGAAUUUGGCCUCGACGUCGCAUUCGCAGACACUAUGAGACUGUUUUACCAAGACGCGGAUGGUGACAACAUAAUUGUCUCCUCUGACCAUGAGCUUGGCAUUGCCAUGAAGCAUUUUCCAGCGGGCCUGUAUGUUAGAAUGAAUGUGCAGCUGAUUUGUUAA
This is a messenger RNA of Guillardia theta CCMP2712, 915 nucleotides long. RefSeq lists its product as hypothetical. The record is from RefSeq and is a predicted model, not a curated record. Gene Ontology annotation, molecular function: protein binding. NCBI's taxonomy places the organism in Eukaryota, Cryptophyceae, Pyrenomonadales, Geminigeraceae. The transcript has a single exon. Bases 1 to 915 code for a protein of 304 amino acids.